UGAUUUUUUUUGAGGAAGAAACAUGGGCGCCGAAAAGUCAGGCGAAGUGUCUUUCAUCCAGAGGAGCCUGUACGCCGGGAACACCGUCUUCUAUCAGGUGGUGGGCGUCAUUAGCGUCCUCUUUAUGUGGACGUUUUUUGAAAACGCAACCGACUUUAAAUCCUUGUUCCUUUGGCACGUCUCAUUGUCAACGGCCGCAUACCUGCCUCUGAUGGCCAUAGGAAUAAUCUUAUUUUCUGAAGACAACGCUUGGACUAUCGGUUUGCCCAGAACCAAGAGGUACACCAUCCACGGUAUCCUGUUCGCCCUCAGCGUGAUUGCUUUGACGGCUGGUAUUUUUGUCGAAACCGCCAGUAAGAACAAAAACACCAAUCCGACGCAUUUCAAGAGCAAGCAUGCAAUAUUGGGUUUAGCAUCGUGGGUACUAUCGGUCAUUUCCCUCUUCACCGGACUAUUGGCGGCCAAUACCGGAGCCCUGCCGAGGUGGAUAAAAGCGGUCCUGGUCAAAUUCGUCCAUAACUUCUUAGGCUCGGCCGCCUACGUCAUAGGCAUCGCCAGUCUCUGGAAAGAGAUAAACGGUGGAUCGUAUGGUAGACGCAUUUCCGAUCACGCUCUGAGCGCCACCUAUUGGCUAGUGGCCAUCAUAACCGUUUGGAGUUUGCUGGCCGCCCUCAAGUCGAUGUUUAAUCAGUUAAAGACACUGUUUACGUAAUUGCUUAUCUAAUAAGGCGUACCUAUAGAGUACAUGGAAGAUCUGCACCAACGACGGUCAGUUGGAACCAAAAACACUAAACCAGUUCCGAACAGAUCAAUAAUUGAUAUAGUAUUUGAGAAGUAGUUGCGUGUCUUCUGCUGGCUUAUCAUUUUAUUAAUAUGCUCUAGGCAAAUUCAACCUCGCUACUUGUCGACUGGGUUAUUUAUUUGUUGCGUUAAGUAUAGAA
Molecule: messenger RNA, 941 nt
Organism: Cylas formicarius (sweet potato weevil)
Lineage: Eukaryota; Metazoa; Arthropoda; Insecta; Coleoptera; Brentidae
Exons: 3
Coding region: 23-712 (229 amino acids)
Molecular function (GO): transmembrane monodehydroascorbate reductase activity
Source: RefSeq, a predicted model, not a curated record